Quercus robur (English oak) is the source of this 1625-nucleotide messenger RNA. Its product is annotated as UPF0481 protein At3g47200-like. Bases 187 to 1554 code for a protein of 455 amino acids. The record is from RefSeq and is a predicted model, not a curated record. Lineage: Eukaryota; Viridiplantae; Streptophyta; Magnoliopsida; Fagales; Fagaceae. The transcript has 2 exons.
AGUGCUAUCAAGUGCACAAUAUAUUUUCUUUUAUAAUUGAGUUUUAGGUAUGAGCACUGCAGAGAGAGAGUGAAAGAUCCAAAUUAGCAGAGCUUGCUUCAACAGGCAUAAUCUCUAGCUGACACUACUGUCCCUUGGAGUUUAGAAUACAAGAAUUCUUUUCAAGAUAAAAAUUUGCAGGAAAACAUGGCCAUGCCUAACGGUGUAAUUGAUACUUCACAAGAAAAAGAACUUCAAUGUGAGGAGAUUAUCAUUGACAUCACAGUCCAGGUCCUCCAGGAGCCUAUGUGGGGCUCCGAGUGUUGCAUCUACAAGGUCCCCAAAAGACUUCGCAAGGUAAAGGAAGAAGCCUACACUCCAAAGCUAGUUUCAAUAGGCCCUGUUCAUUGCAACAACGAUGAACUGAAGGACAUGAAGAUCAUGGAAACUCUGAAAAAUAGAUAUUUCAAGAAAUUCUUUUCUCGAACUAAGAAAAUCCAAGAAGAUUUUGAAAAGAUCGUUGAAGGAAACAAAGAUAAGAUCCGCCAUUGUUAUGCUGAAGAGAUCCCUCUACCUGAAGGGAAAAAUUUUGUGGAUAUGAUUCUCCUGGAUUCUAUCUUUAUCAUUGAGCUUUUCUUGAGGAGUGAAGCUAAGGAAGAAGAAAAUGAUUAUAUACUAAGUAAACCAUGGCUAAAGGAUGGUGUAAGGCAAGACUUGAUAUUACUCGAGAAUCAGGUUCCAUUUUUUAUACUUAAUGAGUUAUAUCAAGAUUUUGUAACGUCUACAGGCUAUCAAGCUUCUUUUCUUACGCUUGCUUGUAAGUACUUUUUUAACAGCGAGGAGAAAAUAUGCGAUGAGAAGGAAGUAAAACAUUUCACUGAUUUGCAGAGAUAUUUCUUCCAUCCACCUGACCAGAAGCUUGGAGAUCCUAUUGAACAUCGACAUAGUGCAACAAAACUGGAGAUGGCGGGAUUGAUAUUCCAAACUCAAAAAGAAGAGAGAAGCUUGCUUAACGUACAAAUCCAAAAAGGAAAUAGCUUUUCGGAAAUAUUUCCAUGCUUCAAUUGCUCAUGGCUCAUGCAUUGCUUACCUUGCUUGAAAAAGAUUUCAAUCUUGGAGCGUAUGCAAACUCGGUUGGUAGUCCCACACUUUGUGGUAGAUAACAAAACCGAAGACCUUUUUCGAAAUCUCAUGGCCCUCGAGCAAUGUCAUUAUCCAAAUGAAGCCUACAUAUGCAAUUAUGUCUUGCUAUUGGAUUUUCUUAUCAACAAUAAAGACGACGUAGAGUUGCUUGUUGAGGAAGGGAUUAUUGUUAACUCUCUAGGCAGCAAUAAAGCAGUUGCCGACAUGGUUAACAAACUUGGCCAUGAAAUUGUGGAAAAAAGUUCCUAUUACCAUGAGGUUGCUGAAGAUCUUAAUAAGUACUACCGCAAUUGGUGGAAUCAAAAUAUGGCAUCCUUGAAAACAGUAUAUUUUAGGGAUAUUUGGAGAGGAACUGCAACUGUUGUUGGCAUUAUAGUUCUUGUGGUAACUGUCAUGAAUUUCCUUAGGCCUUUUGUGUUCAGGCAUAUUUAAGUUUUGUGUCUGAAAUAUUAUCAUAUUAGUUGGAAGUUUGGUAAUGCAAGUGUUGAUUUUGAAAUUGUCAA